UUAUGCAGUUAGGUGGAGUUAACCAAUGACCUGAGAGUUUGGAAAAUUGUGCAGGGUAGCUUGACUGGAUGGCUUAGCAGAGCUUGUGGCAUUUGUGUUGAGGCACACAUGCUGUAACUGAACAAGCUCUUCACUCCAGCUGCUGACACUUCCCGGGGCAAGACAGAAAAUCAAAGAGAGAGAGAGAAGCAAAGAGAGUUAAGUAACUUGACUAGUUUCUACGGUUUUUGAAGUUCCAAUCUCCCAGUUUUUUUGGAGGGGUUCUACCACAACCAGGCAACCAUGGCAGAUUCUAGCAUUCAACUUGAAACUGCAGCCCGCUCGGACAGCUCCGAGGACGAGCAAGUGGAGGAUGAACAUGUGGAGGACUCCCAGGUCCACGGUGUGAUGGUCCUGACUCUUCUGGACAAGAUCAUAGGGGCGGUGGACCAGAUCCAGCAGACGCAGAACAGCCUGGAGCACAGGCAGCAGGAGAUGGAGAGCUCGGUGACGGGCAUCCAGAGCGAACUGACCAAGCUGACCAAGUCCCACACGACCACCAGCAACACGGUCAACAAGAUGCUGGAGAAGGUGCGCAAGGUGAGUGUCAACGUGAAGACUGUGAGGCAGCACCUGGAGAAGCAAGCGGGGCAGAUCAAGAGGCUGGAGACCAACGAGGCAGAGCUGCUCAAGAGACGCAACUUCAAAGUCAUGAUCUACCAGGACGAAGUGAAGUUGCCCUCCAAGGUGAGCGUGUCCAAGUCCCUGAAGGAGCUGGAGAAGGUGGCGGAGGAGGGCGAGGAGGACUCUCAGCAUGGCAAGGAUCACGAGGACGAGGAGCAGGAGCAGCUGCAGCUCUCCUCGGACGAGGAGGUGGAGAUCGAGGAGAUCAUCGAGGAGUCGCGGGCGGAGCGCAUCAAACGCAGCGGCAUGAGGCGUGUGGACGACAUCAAGAAGGCCUUCUCCAAGGAGAAGAUGGAGAAGACCAAGCUGAAAACCAAGGAGAACCUGGAGAAGACCAAGCUGAAGACCAAGGAGAACCUGGAGAAGACCAAGCUGAAGACCAAGGAGAACCUGGAGAAGACCAAGCACAACAUCGAGAAGAAGAUGAGCAAACUGGGCACCAGGAUCGUCAACACCGAGCGCAAGGAGAAGAUGAAGAUCUCCAGUGAGAAGGUGAAGAAGUCCUUCACACCGAACCACACGGUCUACGCUAGAUCCAAGACCACCAUAUACAGGGUGCCUCCCUUUACCUUCCAUGUGAAGAAGAUACGUGAUGGAGAAGUGGAGGAGGUGAUGGGUACCGAGAUGAUGGAGGUGGGAGGGGAGGAGGAUGGGGAGAUCCAAGAGCUCCUGAUGGAAGAACACAGCCCUGAGGUACAGGCCUUGCUUGAGCUGGCAGAGGAGACAGAUACCUUCCUGGCUGAAAAGAGAGAUCGAGAAAGAGACAGCGACUAGGAUGUGAGCCUGAGCUGAGGACUAUGAAAUGUGAGACCUGAAAAAUAAUGGACAGAUAAUCUGGGUUUGAAUAUUAUAACCGUUUGAAACCCAGCCUGCAACCUGGAGAAACAAUAUAAUGGUUUAUUUUCUUUUUUAAGCUUCUGGUCAUGCCUUUUAGCAUAUACUUUUAGACACACAAAUUCAAUAUUUUAAAAAGGAAUAUAUUCUGAACCGCACAGAAAAAGUUAACUUAUAUUAUGUUGACUUUUUUGUUUGUUUGUUUUGAGUGAGCCUUCCUGAAAGUAUUACCAGUUACGAAGUGCUAAAACACAAAAUAUAAUUAAAAAAACAAAAAAAAACACGAUGAAGCAGCGAACUGACGUCACAAGUGCUAGCUAGUUGGCUACCGAUAAGCGGAUGGAAUUAUGAGAUGGGGAUUUGAGUCGCUAUAAUGAUAGUGUCACGCAUUGUGACAACAGAUUGAAAUGUGUCAGUCAGUCAAGGAAUGUUGGUACCAAUUGGUUACACUGUUUCUUGAUAAGUGAAACUUAUAAGUGAUAAUAUACAGUAUACAGGACAGCUUCCCGGUUUUAUCGAUGCAUACAAGGAUUAAUUGAUAUAUAAAUAAUAGUGUUAGAAUGAGUUCAAAGCACUAUAAAGAAACAGCAAUUUUCCAGCAAUACUGUAGGUGUUUGUAGCUGUUAUGUCAUGAGCUAUGUGGUUAAUAACUAAAGAAUAUAUAUAUAUAUAUAUAAUAUAAUUUAGUAUCCUAAAAAAUGCAUAUAUAGUCAAUACAUAUAGAUAUUAUCUAAAUGAGUUAAAAAAUUAAAAAAGUUUUUUUGUGUGUAGAGACAGUAUUUUUAUUUCUACUGUUAUUAUUAUUAUUAUUAUUAUUAUUAUUAUUAUUAUUAUUAUUAUUAUUAUUCAUCUUUAUUUAGACAGGAAAAGAAUGCAGCAAGUCUAAAUUCAGGUUUGUUGCAGGGUAUUUCAAUUUCAAGGCAAAACUUAAAUCAAGCAGGCCAACAUUUUCGCUAAUGCCUUCAUCAGUGUACUCAGUGUUUCAGUUACAGUAUUGUACAGUAGAUUAUAAUUAUUGAAACAUAAAGUGCUUGCUAAGAAAUAAUCACCAUGGCUACACCACUGAUCAAUCUGUGUUUGAAGACGUCAGUGGCGCUUUUGAAAUAUCAGUGCAGUUGCAAUAUUUGGUCACAGGGUGGAGCUGUGAAUUGCUAAGUAAAUAAAGCCCAUGACACUCUGACGUAAACAAUAACAUUUUUUUGGAGAGUGAGCUGCAAUCAAAAGAGUUUUAUUCAGGAACAAAGCAAAUCCGAAGACAGUACAUAACGCAAUCGCAAGAUACUGUAAGCAAAGUUGCAGGUCUCAGCAGACAAAAUCUUGAGCAGGUGGUAUUCGAGCGCCCCACCCUGACAUCAGAGAGUUCGUUUCUGAGCUGGCCUCAGUGUAGGUGUAGUUUUCCUGCGCCCUGAAACAAUAGUUACAGACAUUAAUAUACUGGGCAGUUUACGUUCCACAGGACGUGGAGGAGCUCCACGUAGAGGGAGUGGAAAUCUCCCACUUUCACCAAUUAAAGAGCUGGCCAGCAGGCGCUCUGAGACGUGGAACCAAAAGCAGAAGUUAGUGGAUGAGAACCAGUUUUAGCUGGGUUGAUUGUGGUUCGCACCUUUGAUCAAAAUCAGCUUUUUAAGUAGAAAUAACUUGUUCCUAAACAAGUCAUCCGUCCGAGGUUGCUGAGUCAUAAAAACACUAUUUGUUACCACGAUUCUCAGUCACAGAGGCACCUCAGUCCACGCGCAAAGUCACAGAGCUACAAAGACAGGGGCAACGUUUAGGCAGUAGAUUUGAAAAGCCUUAUAUUAAACACAGGAAAAUCACACAGUGUUCAGAGACAGAGUUUGAAUGAUUUCUCGCUUCUUUACCAUUUAAAAAGGGGCACAUAAAGCGAUUACAAUUUAUAUAAACCCUUACAAUGCACUGUACAUUUUUUUUAAUAUGAUGUAGAAAUGUGUUUGGGGGAAAAACAAAACCAAAAAAAAAAUCACACGCUUUAAUCAGAAGGUUUUUCUUAAAGGGGAAGUGGUAUUAGCCAAAACCUGCUAGAUUAGUUUUGCCUGGGUGUUUUUCAAGAAGAGAAACUGGAGCGAAUUUAUUAGGCGUGCACUUGCAGCGGGAAGUGAAUGCAGGGCUUAAAAAAAAAAAAAAAAAAAUCUAUUGUAAUCAUCAAAAGAAGGGUUUUUUUUGUACCCAGUCCAAGAUCCUUACUCUGGUUGUGGCAAAUCAAUUUUAGAAUCAGUUGAUGUAUUACCAGAGCAGAAAUCUAAUCAAGCUAAGUGCUUUCGGGAUGCGACAGCAAUAGCAGCAUACUGGGACGCAGAAGCAUAAUAUUAACAACUGUGUUCUAGAAAGUACAUGAUGGCUUUCACGGCUGGAGAAGGCACUAAUGUUGUGGAAAUGAAAAAUGUAAAUGGAAAAGCAGAGAGACUUGGAAGGGAAAUAAAUGAUAGGAUCAAGCCAGCCAAAGAGCAGUUUUGACGUCAGUCUGGUUCUUAUUUACGAUAAAAUAUGAUCUGAUAUAAUCAGUUGUUAAAAAUGAUUUACUGUUGCUGCUUUAGCUGGCCAAGUGCAUCUGCAUGGCUUUGUGUCCCUGUCAUUGUUUAAGACUUUCCUUCCUAGCCUUCAAGCAAAUUCAGAUGCAGACCCCUACAACUCUUUCCAUUCAAAGCUGAGUGUUAUUGCAGCUUCUGCUGUUCUACGCACAGUGUGUCCUGUUCAAUUAGUCUUUCUUCAAAGCUUGACCUAUCUCAGUAUAAACCACAGCAGACCCUAAAUGGAGCCAGGUUGCUUUAGGUAUGUCAAAUAAAUUGCUUUGUCCUUUGAUUGCAUUACAUGCAUAGCUUUAACUAGAACCUGCAGAUAUCAUUCAGUCUAAAGGGUGACAUGUUCUAAAUACGUCCCACUGAUUCAAUUAUUAAAGGAAUUAAAACAACAGGUGGAGGUGUUAAGAAUUGGCACUGUUGAAAUCAAUUGAAUAGAACCCAUUGACUUCCAUAGAGAGUCAUGGCAGUACAUUAAACCCUAGCUGCCACUCUCUAAUGCAUAGGCCUCUGUUUGACACAAUGAUGGACCAGCUUAGUCUGCUGGAGUUUAUGAAAUUAAAAUCCUGUUCCAGGUCCCUUUGUGGGGGUUUUAGCUGAGCCAUAUACUCAGACACUAAUCUGCACCCCUGAAUGUGCUUGAGCGCUCAAAAAGGGCUUCACUUUACGAAGGCAUGAUUAUAACUGUUCCUAUUAUGUGCAUUCUGUAUAAUUGCUAGAUCGUUAUUUCCUGUGCUUUCUCUCUAAUCCAGCAAAACAUGCUUCAGAAAAGACUCCUCUGUGCUGAUUGUUAGGGGGACGGGGACUGGGGAAGCAUAUUGCUGAUGCGCUGAAUUUCAUAGGAGAAAUAUAGUGCAUUGAAGCCUGUGCAACAAUUAUAUGCUUCCCCACAGCAUUGAUGCAAUUUUUGCUGGAGUACUAUAAGCAUGGAAAAUAAUGUUCUAAGAAGAAACAGCUGUUGAGAAUCAUGCAGCACAUGCAUGAUACAGAUCUGUAUAAUGACAAUGCAGCUGAUAUGAAAUAUCAUUUUAUUAUCAUAAGGAUAUGAUUACAUGAAGAUGUACUUCUACACCCAUUAAGCCUGGAUGUUGCCUCUUCUUCAAUGGACGCUCAAUGUAUACCGAGCAUCUAAAGCAACUUAUCACUAUUGUAACACAUUUAUUUUUGAAAAAAAAAUAAGGUAUAUAAAUGAUUUUAGGUUUCUUUUUAAUCACUCGAUCAUUCAUCCUUGACCAUGCACUUAAUCACCUAAUUAGUGAGACAGUUGAUUGGAUGCUGGAUGUGGAGUGAUUUCAGCUGUUGAAUUGCAAGCUUGAAUAAAAGCAAUAAAGAAAAUCACAGAAAAAAAAACCCAAUAUGCUACGUCUGUCGAGAGAGCAGCGCCUUCGUGCGAUCGGCAUGUUGGAGGCUGGACUAGGGCAGCGUGCUGUGGCUCGCCGUCUUGGGUGCUCACAGCUGGCGAUUUCAAACCUGACGAGACGGUAUAACCAGACACACUCUGCCAAUGACAGAGCCAGAACUGGGAGACCAAGAGUCACAACACCUGCCCGAGAUCGACAGAUCAUUCUGCAGCAUCUUCGUGAGGUCAAUUGUUAAUCAGCACAAUAAAAAGUCAAUGCACCUGCUCUUUUUUUUUAUCACAGCUAGUGAAUUUUAUCCAAAUAUAAGUGACACGUUUCUUUUGAUGCUCAGUAUAUAGUACCAGCAGUUGUUUUGAAUACUAUUCAGUUAGAAAGGCUUGAUGAAAUGGCAUGGUUUUUAUUCGCUUCAUGGCAUUUUAAAAGCAUCCGAUUAUAUGCUGGAACAGUAUUUAUUUAUUAUGUUAUUGUUUUUUUUUUUUUUAUUUUAGUGACUAUAUCCUGGUGAACAGAUUAAAAAAAAAAAGAUGUAAAAAAAAUGUUUACAUUGACCACAUAGCAUUUAGAUGGAGAAGCUUUAUAUUGUAUAUUAUUACUUUCUAUAUUGUAUAUUAUCAAUUGCCUAACCACUAACAAGUCAAUAAAACAACGUCUGAUUCA
Messenger RNA from Acipenser ruthenus (sterlet), 6049 nucleotides. Its product is annotated as caveolae-associated protein 1-like. Gene Ontology annotation, cellular component: caveola; cytoplasm. NCBI's taxonomy places the organism in Eukaryota, Metazoa, Chordata, Actinopteri, Acipenseriformes, Acipenseridae. The record is from RefSeq and is a predicted model, not a curated record. Gene Ontology annotation, molecular function: rRNA primary transcript binding. The transcript has 2 exons. Gene Ontology annotation, biological process: termination of RNA polymerase I transcription; transcription initiation at RNA polymerase I promoter. The coding region runs from base 283 to 1437 and encodes 384 amino acids.